GGAGGGUCAGCCGCGGCGGCAGGGGCGGCAGCGGCGCAGCUCCGCUCCCGCGCGUCCCCCGUCCCCGCGCCCAGGCAGGGCGCGCCGUCCCUGUCGCCGGGAUGCGGCUGCCUGCCUGUCGCGGCCGCCGCCUCGCGCUCUCGGCACUGCUCUCGCUCCUCACCUGCUCCCUGGCCUUUGCUUUGGCUCCUGAAGAUAUAAAGAAAGAGAUCAAGCAGUCUAAGAAUUUGAAGAAAAGUGAUAUAUCAAGGAAAAAUGACAUAGAUUUAAAAGGAAUUGUAUUUGUCAUCCAGAGUCAAAGUAAUUCUUUUCAUGUGAAGAGAGCAGAACAGUUAAAAAAAAGCAUCUUAAAGCAGGCUGCAGAUCUUACACAGGAACUCCCCAGAGUCCUCCUCCUCCAUCAGCUGUCUGAGCAGGAAGGUGCAUGGACCGUCCUGCCAUUGUUGCCACACUUUUCUGCAACAUAUAGCAGAAAUUCAUCAUGGAUUUUCUUCUGUGAAGAAGAGACAAGAAUACAGAUUCCAGAACUCUUAGAAACACUCAGAAGAUAUGACCCAUCGAAGGAAUGGUUUUUAGGAAAAGCAUUACAUGAUGAAGAAUCUACAAUAAUUCACCAUUAUGCCUUUUCUGAAAAUCCUACAGUUUUUAAGUAUCCGGACUUUGCAGCUGGCUGGGCCCUUAGUAUUCCACUUGUAAACAAGCUUACCAAGAGGUUAAAGAGUGAAUCCCUGAAAUCUGACUUUACAAUAGAUUUAAAACAUGAGUUUCCUGUCGUGUGGCAGAUUGCUCUCUACAUCUGGGACAAAGGCGGUGGACCUCCCCUGACUCCAGUGCCUGAGUUUUGUACAGAUGGUGUGGUCUCCUCCUGCGCUACCACAUUCCAUUCUUUUCUGCCACUUUGUGGAAAUCCAGUGAAGAAGGAGGAUAUUUUUGUUGCAGUAAAAACAUGCAAGAAAUUUCAUGGUGAUAGAAUACCCAUUGUAAAGCAGACGUGGGCGGGUCAGGCAAGUCUCAUUGAAUACUACAGUGAUUACGUGGAGAGUUCCAUUCCUACAGUAGAUCUGGGCAUUCCUAACACAGAUAGAGGUCAUUGUGGAAAGACAUUUGCCAUUUUGGAAAGAUUUUUGAAUCAUAGCCAUGACAAAAUAGCAUGGUUAGUCAUUGUGGAUGAUGACACCUUAAUAAGCAUCUCCAGGCUCCAGCGCUUGCUGAGCUGUUACGACUCCAGUGAAGCCGUGUUUCUGGGGGAGCGCUACGGCUACGGCCUGGGCACUGGCGGCUACAGCUACGUCACGGGAGGAGGAGGAAUGGUCUUCAGCAGAGAAGCAAUCAGGAGACUUCUUGCCAGUAAGUGUCGCUGCUACAGCAAUGAUGCUCCCGAUGACAUGGUCCUGGGCAUGUGCUUCAGUGGCCUGGGAAUCCCCGUGACACACAGCCCUCUCUUCCAUCAGGCUCGGCCUGUGGAUUACCCUCAGGCCUACCUUUCUCACCAAGUUCCCAUAUCGUUCCACAAACACUGGAACAUCGAUCCGGUGAAGGUGUAUUUCACGUGGUUGGCACCCCGUGAGGAAGACAAAGCCAAGCGGGAGACACAGAAAGGCUCUAAGGAGGAGCUGUGAAGCAUGGUGGCCUGUGCGCCCUGGCGUCAUCCUGCUGUGCUGCCAUCAUACUACUUACGUGUGCCACGUCGGAUUGGAAGCUUCCUGACGUUAGGGGGAAAUUAUGUAUAUAGUAUUUUUUAAGGUUGGGGGAGAAAAGAAGUCAUGGGGAAACAGAUUUUUUUUCUGGGAAAAAUCACUUGCUUUUGCAUUAUGCAGUAACUGUAACACACAGUGAUAACUGUGUAUUUUUCAAGCUGUGAUACAGCAGCUUUAUUUCUGUCACAGAAAAACAAGUGGUACGAGAAGCCUCCUUCCUGUCUCUCUCUUCCUUAUAAUGAAGGGUUCAGUUGGGCGUGAGACUGGAGAGACGUGACUGUCAUUCUGUAUGUAUAUAUAUAAAGAAGAGGGACAGCCUGUUGACAUGGAAAUUACAAUGGUGUAAACUUUUUAACCAUAUUGCUGGUGAUGAAAAUUAUUUCCUAGUAACUUGGUAGGAAUAAUGCUAUAUUAAGGGUCAUUCAAAAAACAUCAUAAAACUCUGGCGGUGACAUCCCCUGUAAUCUAUAAUCAGAAGUAUGUUUUAUCUGUUUUCCUGUUUGUGCCUCAUCAAAAGAAUAAUUCCUUUAGAUUCAUCUGUGUUCUGUUUCUCCCUGAAGCCCUAUCUUUAUGACCUACUUGUAACAUGGAAGUGUACUGGAUGCUGCCAGAAAAUAGUGUCCUCAAUAUUUAAAAACAGUGUUGUGUUUUAUUCAAGUCAGUGAGCUCUGUGUAAGUCUCAGGAAGUGAAUUAAGUUAAUUUGUCCCUGAUGUUUUACUCUUAUUUUUCUUGGUUGUUACUUAACGACUCUCUGACUCAGAAUAGACCCCCUGGGGUACCCUGAAACCCUAGUGGAAGGACAGCAUGGUGAUCUGACAAUUUCCCUGGGUUCUUAAAGAAUGAAAUUUGAACCUAGUAUUCUGAAACAGCUCUAAUUUUCAAAUCAUAUGUUUAAAAUAUAGUAAUUUAACACAGUAUUAAUUUGUACAAAGUACUCUGUAUUUUAAUGUUUUAAUUAUAUAAUUCAGUUUUCUAAAGGUAUUUGCAUAAAAUUUGAUUUUGAUAUAUCUUAAACUAGUUUUGGUAUAGUAAAAUACUUUCCUCUUUUUUUUUUUAAUAAAAAUUGCUAUUCAUUAACUUUGCUUGUAAUGCUUUUAUAGGCAAGCACAGAGUUUUAAAGCCAUACCACCAAAAGUACCCAUGUGUAUGUUUUUUAAACAAUCUAUCUUUCUUGUAGCUUAGAUUUGACUCAUUACCAAAAUGAUGCAAUAUUAUUCACUGUUUCCCAAGUUAGCAGAUCCCAGGACUGUUGUGGUUCAGUGGUAACUGAAUGUGUUGGGUUCAUUUUUGUGAAAGUGGAUUUUGUGGCCCACCCAAGGAAUGGAUCAGGGACAGUCGGCUGGGUGAGAGGCACCCUAAGGGUUUAUAGAUCCCGUCCAGGUGUUGGUGAUGACAUCAGCAUUGUUGUCAUAGCUGGAAUUAUUGUCAUGCUACCAUCAUGGUCACCGUUGUGUCAUCUGAAAUGAGACUCCUGGAGGUUCUGGCUGCCUGACGCCAGGGAGAAGAGUCUUCCUACUCCUGCCUGCCAACUGUCACACUCAGAAAACAGUGUAUUCAUCAGACAGGGCCAAACUGGCCUCUGAACGUGAAGAUCCAUGUUAAGCUUUCCCUGUGUUAUGAUCAGUGCCUUCUGCUGACACCGGAGCACCUCCUCUGGUACUUUUGGUUGUUUAUUAAUUAUGUUUACUUUUUGGAACUAUGUAAGCCUAACUGCAAAUAAAAGAUCUU
Messenger RNA from Equus quagga, 3426 nucleotides. It is a transcript of the gene B3GLCT, whose product is annotated as beta 3-glucosyltransferase. Lineage: Eukaryota; Metazoa; Chordata; Mammalia; Perissodactyla; Equidae. Bases 102 to 1619 code for a protein of 505 amino acids. The transcript has 15 exons. Gene Ontology annotation, cellular component: membrane. Gene Ontology annotation, molecular function: acetylglucosaminyltransferase activity. The record is from RefSeq and is a predicted model, not a curated record.